GACAACUACCUUCCUCAGCUGCUUCGGAAGCUGAAAUUGCUCGAAUAGCAGCUCAACGUCGACUGGCCGAAAUUGAAGCAGAGCAAGCGAAAUAUGCCAGGAUCAUGGCUCGACUCGAAGAAAAGGCUCGGAAAGAAGCCUUGGCAAAGAGUGCCGCUUCCAGCGGACGCUCAACGCCUAUGGUCCCGGAAUCUGUGGGUUCUGACAUUGCGAGUCCUGCGUUGUUGACCCCUUCUGCUUCCCACGAGGACCAUCCGCGGAGAGUUCUUUCCUCCGCAGAUGGUGUAGAGCGAUAUCCUUCUGCUGUCAUCGACGAGGAUGUCCAGAUGAAGGACGAUUCGUUGACCGAUGCUUUGAAUCACCAGUCGGGUGACAGGGGGAACGUACAACAUGAUGAAAUAAACCGUUUGACUGUCGUAAUCGAAGCUAACCAGGGGCCUGAGAGCGAGUCGGGAGAGAAGGGUGUCAUGGAGUUUUUGGAUACGAGCACGGUUGAUCAGACCACAGAGCAUGGAGAACAGCAAAAACCUGAGCACACGUACAGGUUCUUCAAGCCAUUUGUUUCGAUUUUCGACGAAUACCCCCUCCUCCGUUCUCACGAUCCACCCGCCCUUCCCCCGACUGAUAUCCAGGCAAACCACGACAUAUCCUCAAGCAGAGUCAUGCAGUUUGGGCUGCUCAAGAAGGAAGCCAUCUCGAAGGCGUCAAAUCUCAACCCAUCUGCACGAUUAUGUCAGUUUGAGACCAAUGGAGGACGAUGCCGUGAUGACGCAUGUCCUGACGUCCAUGCAAAGGAUUGGCGCGUUUCUGAAUCCGCGCUGGCUGGUCACCUGGCAUCAUUAUACCCCUCGGUGCCCCUGCACCGGUUUGAGCAGACUGUCGGUAAACUCCGUCUAGACGAUCCUUUUGCUCCGAUCUCAACUGUGGCAAAACUGACUUUGACAGCCCACCAUCUAACAUGAUCCUUGAGACCGAGAGGCCCAUCACCUGUUCCGUCGGCUGUCCACGAGGGUUGACAAUUUCACCAACACGCGACCACGCGAAACCGGCGCUGAACUCUGUACAUUACUGCCACUGAUACCGUCC
Dacryopinax primogenitus is the source of this 1086-nucleotide messenger RNA. RefSeq lists its product as uncharacterized. Lineage: Eukaryota; Fungi; Basidiomycota; Dacrymycetes; Dacrymycetales; Dacrymycetaceae. The transcript has 7 exons. Gene Ontology annotation, molecular function: metal ion binding. The record is from RefSeq and is a predicted model, not a curated record. The coding region runs from base 105 to 962 and encodes 285 amino acids.